Messenger RNA from Camelina sativa (false flax), 891 nucleotides. RefSeq lists its product as uncharacterized. The record is from RefSeq and is a predicted model, not a curated record. Gene Ontology annotation, molecular function: nucleic acid binding; RNA-DNA hybrid ribonuclease activity. Lineage: Eukaryota; Viridiplantae; Streptophyta; Magnoliopsida; Brassicales; Brassicaceae.
AUGGCGACAACAGCUAAUCUGCGACGCCGUGGACUUGGUUGUGACAUUGAAUGUGCAAUCUGUGGAGGUGAGGAGGAGACAAUUAACCACGCUCUCUUCUUAUGCCCCCCGGCUAGGCAGGUUUGGGGUUUGUCCCAUUUCCCUACUUCUUCGGGUUGCUUCCCCUCGAAUUCUGUCUAUGAUAAUAUGGAUUCAUUAUUCUGGAGAUUUCAGGACAUUCCUUCGAUUGAUGUUUUCCCGUGGAUCCUAUGGUAUAUUUGGAAGGCCCGCAAUGAUAAAUUAUUUAGCAAUUUGGAUUCCAAUCCGGUCGCAAUUUUACAGAUAGCGGAAGAGGAAUCAAAGCUCUGGAGCUCGGCUCAGGAAGAACCCCCAGGAACUUUCCCUCAGAGCGAUCCUCGAUCUCUAUCCAGAUCUAGGGUUCCUACCAGUAACGUGGUUCGCGAGUAUGGAUCUAGUCAUCGAUGCUUUGUGGAUGGCUCAUGGAAGGUAACUGACCAGUUUAUGGGCAGAGGAUGGUAUUGCAUUUCUCCUGAUGGAGAAUCUCCCACUAUGGGUGCAUCCAAUUCCCGCCGUAGCUUGUCACCUCUCCAUGCAGAAGUGGAAGCCCUUAUCUGGGCAAUGAGAUGUAUGAUAGGUGCGGAAAAGGAGAAAGUUGUUUUUCUCACAGACUGUUCUAAUUUGGUGAAGAUGGUGUCUUCACCCUCCGAGUGGCCUGCUUUCAAGACAUAUCUGGAUGCGAUUGAAGAGGAUAAGGAGGAAUUUAUCUCAUUCGCUGUAGUGCAGAUACCCAGAUCACAAAAUGGUAGAGCGCACAAGCUGGCGCGUAGAGCUAGAGUGGAGUCGCUUCCAAUUACCUAUGUGAAUAAUUUUCCGUCUAAUCGGCUCGUUUGA